This is a messenger RNA of Bombina bombina (fire-bellied toad), 5856 nucleotides long. It is a transcript of the gene SEMA4G, whose product is annotated as semaphorin 4G. The record is from RefSeq and is a predicted model, not a curated record. The transcript has 16 exons. Bases 233 to 2731 code for a protein of 832 amino acids. Gene Ontology annotation, molecular function: chemorepellent activity; semaphorin receptor binding. Lineage: Eukaryota; Metazoa; Chordata; Amphibia; Anura; Bombinatoridae. Gene Ontology annotation, biological process: negative chemotaxis; neural crest cell migration; semaphorin-plexin signaling pathway.
CGCAGAUCUCCUUACUGCGGGGACUGAGGCAGUUGACACUGUACUUGGCACUGCUCGGUUUGCUCCUGGAAAUCUAUCCACUGCUCUGAGAUUAUAUCCUGGGGACUACAGUUUGGGGGAUCCCUAUUGCAGAUCCACGACUCUACUCUGAGGUAGCCUACGGUUCAGCCUUCAUUGCAAAGGUGAUUCCCUGGAAGCCUGGUUAAUCUGCGAUUUCAAAGUGUAUAAGAAAAUGAAGAAACACUUGAUCUGUUACCUUAUAGCACUGUAUGCAAUAGAAGCAAUUGGAUAUUCCUCAAAGAAGUCCUCUAGAGAUUUAGAUGCAACGCCAAGGAUAACAGUGACCUACAAUGAACUUUCUGACGUAAAACCGUUCCACCGUAGUGUAAAGAAUUACAGUACAUUACUUCUGGAGGAUGAAAAUGGGAUCCUUUAUGUGGGUGCACGAGGAGCCAUAUUUGCCCUCAAUUCCAGUGAUAUUUCCUACGAAUCACAGAAAGCUAUCCGUUGGGAAGUCAAUUUUACAGAACACAAGACCUGUACAGAAAAAGGCAAAAACAAUCAGACAGAGUGCUUCAACCAUAUAAGGCUUCUGCAAAGAUUUAAUGAAACCCACCUGUAUGUCUGUGGAACAUAUGCAUUUGUUCCUAAGUGUGCCUACAUUGAUGUUAAGACUUUCAUUUUGCCUUCAACCUUUGAAGAUGGGAAAGAAAAAUGCCCAUAUGAUCCUGCCAGGGGAUAUACAAGUCUCAUAAUAGAUGGAGCUUUAUACACAGCCACUCGUUAUGAAUUCCGCAACCAUCCGGAUAUACGGAGAAACCUUUAUCAACUUCUCCUGAAAACAGAGGAAUCCCCCAUGCUCUGGCUCAAUGAUGCCGACUUUGUGUCCUCGGCUCUGGUUCAGGAAAGCUUAAAUGAGGAAGUAGGAGACGAUGACAAAAUCUAUUACUUUUUUAAUGAGAGGGCAGUCGAGGAGAGUUCAUCUUUUCUGGACAAGACUCAAGUGGCCAGGGUAGCCAGAGUGUGCAAGAGUGACAUGGGUGGCAAAAAAAUCUUACAGAAGAAGUGGACAUCAUUUCUAAAAGCCAGAUUAGUCUGCUCUAUCCCAUAUUAUGAAACCCUUAAGGCAGUAUAUACACUGGAAACAGGAAGCUGGAACAACACCAUUUUCUAUGGAACCUUUAUUUUGCAGUGGAGGAACAUGGAAGCUUCAGCCAUUUGUCAGUACAGUGUGUCAGAUAUCCAGAAAGUGUUUGAAGGUCCCUAUAUGGAGUACCAAGUUGCUUCUCGUAAAUGGUCCAGACUUGAAGGAGAUGUUCCAAAACCAAGGCCUGGUACUUGCAUCACUAAUGAGUUACGGAACAAUGGCUACAACUCUUCCCAAGACCUUCCAAACAAUGUCCUAGACUUUGUGAAGCUCCAUCCCCUUAUGUACGAAGAAGUUAAACCAGUUGGCGAACAGCCACUUCUCAUGAAGAAAAACAUCAUCUAUACCAGAAUUGCUGUGGAUCGAGUAAAAGCUUUGGAUGACAAGUUUUAUGAUGUGCUGUUUAUAGGGACAGGUGAUGGCUGGAUACACAAGGCAGUAGUUAUUAAUAAUAAUGUCCACAUUAUAGAAGAAAUACAAGUUUUCAGGAGGCCACAGCCUGUGGAAAAUUUGGUGAUCUCCAACAAACAGAAUAGUUUAUAUAUUGGAGCACAGAGUGGAGUUAUUCAGAUUCCCUUGUCCAACUGUAAAGCAUAUACUUCAUGCUAUGACUGUAUACUAUCCAGGAACCCAUACUGUGGCUGGGACGGAGAAAGAUGCAGAGACAUUUUUACAGCUAAAGAUAGGGCACAGAUGACGCAGGAUAUGCAGAAUGGUAAUGGAGGAUGUUUCAACUACACAGAUGAGGCUGACUCUGUCAAGAAGUUAAGGACUGUUUUAACAGGGGAUGAUGUUCUUCUGCAAUGUGACCUGAAGUCUAAUCUGGCCAGGGUUCAGUGGAUAGUAAACGACACAGACCAAGUGGAAGAAAAUGAUGGUCACUUCAGAGUAGGAAUCGAUGGCCUUCUGAUUUCAGACGCUCAAAUGGAGCACAUUGGGGAAUACAAAUGCUUUUCUGAAGAGCAAGGAUUGCAGUCUGUAAUUUCUGUAUAUACAUUAAAUAUUCUGAUGAAGCACCCAAAAGAAAAACCAUAUUCUGAAUCUACUCCAGUGGUCCAGUUGCCAACAGCAGCAAGCCUCACCUCACGUAAGAUGGAGGUCGUCUACAUAUCCAUCAUUACUUUUCUUGGUGGUCUGUGUAUCGUUCUCACUAUAGUUUUACUAUAUGUGUCGUGCCAACACAAACGGAAGGGUACAUAUGCUAUGAGCAACUCUCAGAGUAACAAUGUUGAGUUGCAAACAGUUUCAUGCAAUUUCAAGGAAAAGUCAGAGGACAACAUGAACAACAGCUACUCCGAUGGAUGUCUACAGAUCAUUCCUGGUGAGGCACCAACAGCAUCUCCUAGCAGAGGUGCUCCGCCCCCUCCACCCCCACCUCCUCCACUGCCGUCUGAGUUCACCAAUGGAAUUGGAACUCUCCCGAACAUGUUAAGGAAAAUGAAUGGCAACAGUUACAUGCUUUUGAGACAGAAUGAGGAGUCUUCCUCACCAUUAUACAACUCAUUUACAGAGGAACUCAGCAAGAUUCUAGAAAAAAGGAAACAUACUCAGCUGGUGGAGAAGCUGGAUGAAAGUUCUGUUUAAAAUAAACUUAAAAAACAAAACAAACUAUGAAUCCAUUCCCUUCAAUCUACCUCAAAUUAAAUUUAUAUAUUUUUUUAGUUAAUAAUGUUUUUAUAUACAUUUAUCCAUGGCUUUAACAUUUUAUUUAUAUCAAGACAUAAAUCAUCAGCGGUGUGUAGGGCCAUGUUAUUAUUUUUUUUUAACCACAAAAUGGACUUAUUCAAGCAAGGAAUGGGCACGUCCUGCUGAUGGAGAGAUGCUGUAUGAUUUUGUCAUAAGUCUGCCAAAAGGAGAGAAGUGCACCGGUUCUGACAACAUGAGGCGAUGAAUAAGCAAUUGAAGAUUUUGAAUAGCAUUUGAAUGGAAAGCACGUGGAAUCACUGAACGUUUCUUGCUAUUUUCCUUGGUGAUUAUGAAGGCAUCAAGAUAUGAACAGCGUGCAAAUUACUGCAUCUGCCGAUUAGAAACCAAUUAUUCAAGAUGGUCGGCUAAUGGUACCAGCUGUCCUGCUCUUGAGUGGCUGCGUAGAAAUUCUCAGCACAAACCAUGGUAUACAGGAAAAUAUGGCAGCAGCAAGGAUUUACGACUAUGUGACGGCUUCUCUUUCAGCCGCAGAUUUGGGGGGAAAAACUGAAGCAAGCACUUUACUUUGAACUUGAGUGAUAACUUUUUUUUAAAGGGUGAUUGCAUCUUUCCUCAAGACAUAAUGGGAAAUUGCCACUGAACUAGUUACAUUAUAAAGCCGUGGCCCUGUGGAUGACCCUGUGUCAUAACUUAAUCCCUAACGUAUUAUGCUUUAUCACUUCAUAAAACCAAUACAUUUUCCUCCAAGGGCAUUUUUAUUUGUUCAGUAGGGAGAUCGCUCUGUGUGUCAGCUGCCUGCAAAUUGCAAUGACUGCGUUUUGUCUCGCAUGAACAUUUAUAAUUCUUUGUUUUCUUCUUUCUCACUCCCAGAGUACUUGUUUUAUUACUUGCGUCCUUUAUUUGCCCCUUCGGUUUUAAUCUUAUAUUCUUGCUUUAGCUCUUCAGAUAACUAUAUAAUUCAUCAAUUAACUAUGGCCUAGAUUCUCUAAACCUCUUAGUGGAUAAAGAGAGUUGUUGUUUAAAGCAUGGUCUUGCUAAGGGUUAAAAGAACAUUAAAGACCUCUUUUGUGUAAAAUUGUGCUUGUGCUACGCUCCCUAAAGAGGCCAAAAAGCAAAUUCUUGAACCUGCCAAUGCUGCAAAUCAAAUAGCUGGUUUAAGCAGUUUGCAGCAUUUUGAAAAACUAGGUUACAGAUUUUGUUUUUUUGGUCACUCUAGGGAGUGUGGAAGAAAACACUAUACACAAACCAAGAGGUGUUCAACAUAGUUUACUAGUCCUUAAAGCCUGACUGUGGAAGAUGUUGAGUAGGUUAAAAUUAUAUGCGUGGCCUAUUAUAUACACACACCUGAAUAAUAUAGAAUUUGUCAUAAUUUGCAAAUAAAACUGCAUAUUUUAUUAACUUAAGAUUUUAAGCAUUUUAUCAUCUGAAAGGAACAUUAUAGGCAAAUUAUGUCUUAUUAUGUUACACAAAGAAACAUUUAUUUUAAUAUAUAAAGUAAUAUUAUAAGAUAUUUUUAAAGAAAAAAGUACAGUAGAGUCAAAAUUAAACUUUCAUGAUUCAGACAGAGCAUGUAAUUUUAAACAAUUUCCAAUGUACUUCUACUAACUAAUUAGCUUCAUUCUUUUGGUAUCCUUUGUUGAAACUCAUACCUAGGUAGGCUCGGGAGCAACAAUGCACUUCUGAGAGCUAGCUGCUGAUUGGAGGCUGCACAUAUAUUCCUCUUGUGAUUGGCUUAUUAGAUCUGUUUAGCUAGCACUCAGUAGUAAGAUACCAACAAAAGAUACUAAGGCAAUGAAGCAAAUUUUGAUAAUAGAUGUAAAUUUGUAAGCUCUAAUCAUGAAAGAAAAAAAUGGAGGUUUUAUGUCUCUUUAAUAGUUACUGGAACUGAUUUUUGCAUACAUUUUCAUUUUAUAUUAGGGACAACACUCAGAAUGGUAUUAGUUGAUAGGGACAAACCUUUAUAUAGAAUUAGUAUGUUUAUUUGGUAUAGAGAGAAAAAACAUCUUAAAAGGUUCUCUUUUAAUUGAAAUUGCAUGAAAUGCCCCUUUAAACUAGGGAAAACUUCAAAACUGUACAUCAUUUUACUGGUUUUUAACAAAUUUGAAUAAAUUCAGAUAAGGAAGCAAGGUGUGAAUUUGAAUGUAUCAGAUUGUGUAGGAUUAUUGAGCAGUCUUAAAGGGACAAGGCCUUUUGCUUUUGUGUAAAAAGGUUCUUUGUCCCACGUUCCCUAGAGAGGGCACAAAGCAAAAUCUGUAAUCUUUGUUUUCAAAAUGCUUCAAAUUGCCUAAACUAGUUCAUAAAAUUUUCAGCAUUUGUAGGUUACAGAAUUUGUUUUAUGGCUUCCUAGAGAGUUUGGGAAAAGCACAGCACUUACACAAAAUCAUGAUGUAUUUCAUUUCCUUUAAUUAUAUGUUUAACGGUAUGUUUAAAAGGGUGGAGCCAGUUUGCAUUUACAGAUCAUUUCAAACUGAUUUUAUGGUAUGGUUCUGAGAAUAGUCUUCAUACUUUACCUUUCUAUUUGUACCUUUAGCAUAUUUUUUCCAAGAGUCCUGAUAUUAAAUGUUUUUGUUUUUUUUAAACUGCAUUUUUUUUUUUUUUUAAGGGGAAAAAAAUAUUUCAGAUUUUAUGUGUACUUGAUUUGAUUUUAAAUCUCUCCCCACCACCUUUAAAGAAAAAAGUUUUGACUUUGACCCACCCCCUUGUGUGGCACUUUCUUGACCAACUGUUCAGUGUCUGUGUCCCCUUUGUGAGAGAUCACUCAUUUUUUCUUUGGGACUGUGAGUGAAUUAGACCAAAUGAAAAGGAAAUCAGUUGGCAAACAAUUACAAUAUAUAAAUAAGUUAUCAGUAUUUCCUAAAUGCUGCUCUACACUAUAAUGAGGUUUAUGGAGAAUAAAAAAUUGUUGGCUUACCAUUAAUAUUCUGCAAACUGCUUCUGCGUUUGGUUGAUAGUGUUAUAUAGUAAAACAUGGUACUUUUUAAGGAGCUUUUUUAGGGUGAUAAUACUGCCCUAUAGAUAGGAGGAAAUGGUUAAAAAAUAAUAAAACAAAUCAUACACCAGAA